Molecule: messenger RNA, 1035 nt
Organism: Mesitornis unicolor (brown roatelo)
Lineage: Eukaryota; Metazoa; Chordata; Aves; Mesitornithiformes; Mesitornithidae
Gene: RUSC1
Product: RUN and SH3 domain containing 1
Exons: 6
Cellular component (GO): cytoplasmic vesicle
Molecular function (GO): protein binding
Source: RefSeq, a predicted model, not a curated record
GCCCAGCUUGGGGACAGCCGGCUUAGCCCAGAUGUGGGCUACCUGCUGCUGUACACCCUUUGCCCGGCGCUCUAUGCCUUGGUGGAGGAUGGGCUGAAGCCGUUCCAGAAGGACGUUAUCACAGGCCAGAGGAAAAAUUCCCCCUGGAGCGUGGUGGAAGCCUCCGUGAAGACAGGCCCCAGCAGCCGCGCUCUCCACUCGCUGUGCUGGCACGUGGCCGGGCUGGCCCCUCUCAGCAGCACCAGGCAGAAGUUUCAUGCCUUUAUCCUCGGCCUUUUGAACAUUAAGCAGCUGGAGCUGUGGAUCUCUCACCUGCAGAAGAGCCCAGGUGUCGUCUCUGUGCUGUAUUCACCCACGGCCUUCUUUGCCUUGAGUCAAGGCCCUCUUCCUCACCUCGCUGAUGAACUCCUGCUGCUCAUCCAGCCCCUCUCAGUGCUGACUUUCCACCUCGACCUGCUCUUUGAGCACCACCACCUCUCCGUGGAUGUAAGACCCUUGUCCCGUCGGCUGGAGUCACCCCCGUCUCCUGCCCAUCACGCCGCUCAGGCUCGGGGGGCUCUGGAGCCUUCUCAGGGGGGCCACAGCAGCGCCGUGGAUGACGAGCUCCCCCCCGACGCCCUGGGGAGGGCAGCCGGCGCAGAGGGCAGCGCAAGGCCCCAGUCCCUGGCUGUGCCCGGGCUGGCCCCUGGCCCCCAGGUGGGCUCUGCCCUGCAGCAGACCUUCCAGCACGUGCUGCGGCGCCCUUCCAGCUGGCUGUCCCCCAGCGCACGCGUCCUGGCCGUGGUGGUGAAGGGGCUGGCGUCGGAGAAGUCCCGCAAUCAGGAACAGCCAGAGAGGAGCACAGCCAACACAUCCCAGACCCACAGGUCAGUUCGGGCGCUGUGUGACCACACAGGCACCACCGACGGUCACCUCAGCUUCCAGAAAGGGGACAUCCUGCAGCUGCUCUCCACCGUGGAUGAAGACUGGAUCCGCUGCUGCCAUGGAAACAGCACUGGCCUAGUUCCUGUGGGCUACACAUCCCUGAUUCUGUGA